Molecule: messenger RNA, 1353 nt
Organism: Fibroporia radiculosa
Lineage: Eukaryota; Fungi; Basidiomycota; Agaricomycetes; Polyporales; Fibroporiaceae
Exons: 3
Coding region: 1-1353 (450 amino acids)
Source: RefSeq, a predicted model, not a curated record
AUGCGUAUUGCGUUCAAUGUUACAUGUCACACGUGCCUACUUUGCGUUGCCAUCGUGACGAAUGUGACAACGGGAACGUUGGGCAUAGUGUCUUUCGAAUUCCGUCUUGCGCUAGGAAGCGUAAGAGAGCGGCUUGCAGCUGAAUAUCAUGGCUUCGAUGUCUAUUUGUAUUGUGCUGGUUCUGGUCCUAUUGCUUCUGUUUUCUUUCUCUUAGGAGAAGAAUUUUGCCUUGUUUGGGAGUAUUAUUUCUCUGGUUGCCGUGUUGCGGAACUGGAGCAGGAAAACGCGAGGCUGCUUGCCCUUACUCAAUCUGCCACUCCGACGUCCCCGCAAGAUGACGAGAUGCAGUCUGAAGUCGAACGGUUGCGCAAGCAGCUUGCGGAGAUACAAGAGCGAGAGAGAGCGCUCGCUGAAGAGCUAUCGCGGAAAGCCUCUGAGCGGUCGCCGUCGCCGGCACCGUCCUCCACUUCUUCAGUGAAGUCGGAGGCGGUCGAACCGUCAUUCCUUCGCUCGCCAAAGGUAGAAAAAUCGAGUGCGAGCUUCGGUUUGAUGGUUCUUUUGUGUGCUCUACCGACGUUGCUCUCUAUGCCUUCGCACUCGCAUUCCAAUCUUCCGAGCACUUUCUCACUCCCGCCCUCGCACGGUCACAGCUCGUCUCUUUCCACCGCCCUCGACAUGCCUGGCUCAUUCCUGCCCUCUUCCGACUUUGACUGGUCACUCGACCCUGUCAACUCCGGCCUUGACUUUGACUUUGACUUCGACUCCAAUUUGGACGACCGCGCGCGCCUCGCUUCUGCGGCAGCGAUAGCGAGCAAGCGGCUUGAGUUUGUUGGCUCGGAGGGCGCAGGCGAGGACACCCUCAGUCUGGGCGAUCUCGGUGCACUGGAUAUCAGCUUUGACGCGUCCCCUGCGGAGAACGGCAAAAUUCGUGUGCGAAUACACCCUCCCUCGUCGCCAUCACAACCAACAAGCGCAGCAAGCAGCCCCCCGGCAUCCCAGUCGCAUACGGACGAAGAUCAUCCUAUGUCCGUUUGGAGUGAGCCACCCACGGUUGUAAGCACCGCAGCGACAAGUACAGCCACGAGCUCGCCGUCGCUCGCCUUACCUUUUGAGUCUGCUGCCGACUUGCUCGGCCCGUUCCUCGGGUCAGGUCCAGAUCUCGGCCAUAUGGCACUCGAUCGGGAAGACGACCUGCUAUCGCAAGCGAGUUCUGGUGGCUUCGAUUUCGAUUGGGACUCGCUCUCGCGUGCAGGAUCGCCCGCAGCGAGCGGCCGGAGGCGGGUGCGCAUCGCGCUGAGGAGUGUGCCUAGCAAAGGGCGUGAAGGUGGGGAGUGGGAGGUCGAGGUGUGUUGA